This is a messenger RNA of Dama dama (fallow deer), 489 nucleotides long. RefSeq names its product succinate dehydrogenase assembly factor 4, mitochondrial-like. Lineage: Eukaryota; Metazoa; Chordata; Mammalia; Artiodactyla; Cervidae. The transcript has a single exon. The record is from RefSeq and is a predicted model, not a curated record. Gene Ontology annotation, cellular component: mitochondrion. The coding region runs from base 1 to 324 and encodes 107 amino acids. Gene Ontology annotation, biological process: mitochondrial respiratory chain complex II assembly.
AUGGCUGCGUUAGGCCUCGCUUCCUUGCUGGGCCGCGUCCCGGCUGCAGCGUGGAGAGCGGCAAGAUCACCCCUGCGGUGUAAUUCUUUGAGGAAAGUAAGUUCUCAAGGAGGAAAACCUGAACCUAGCAAACAACCUCUUAAGAAGCCAAAGUUACCAGAAGGUCGUUUUGAUGCGCCGGAAGAUUCCAAUUUAGAGAAGGAACUCCUGACAAAAUUUCCAGAUGAUAUUAAUCCUGUUACAAAAGAGAAAGGUGGACCCAGAGACCCAGAACCUACCCGAUAUGGAGAUUGGGAACGAAAAGCACGCUGUAUUGAUUUUUAAGCCACAUGUUGUUUAACUGCAGUAUCUUUUUCUGAGAGUGUACAUCUGAAUUAACUUAUUUUUGAUUAUUGUCUUUCUGUACAUCAUUUAAGUCUCCUAAUUUCUAUAAUGUGUUUUAAAAUAUAUGUGAUAGCUUUGAAAGAAAAUAUGCUGCUAUAAAUUAGG